AUGCCGCAGAUCGCGCAAGCAGCUGAUGACAAUAAAUUUGAGACCGAUCGUGCGAAGCAGAAGGAGCGUUUCCAAAAAGUUAAUGAGGCACUGGCAGCUCUCGAGCAUCAUCUAGAACUUGGAAAUAAUAAAAUGGAUACGAUCAUCAAUUCUGAAAUACAGACAAGGAAAGUGCAUGAGAAAGGUCUUCUCACGAAAAUAACAGAGGUGGAAGACAAGCUCAAUUCGUACCUCGGAAAUUUGACGAAAUCAAUUGAUGAAGUAAAGGCAGGAAAGGAAAGCGUCAAGAUACCCUCGCUUGAUGUGGAUGCUGUAAGUUCUGUUGGAUUUCAUGAUGCUUGGACGGUAUUCGAGAGCUCUCAUGCUUGGGCUAUGGCUUGA
Cylicostephanus goldi is the source of this 381-nucleotide messenger RNA. Lineage: Eukaryota; Metazoa; Nematoda; Chromadorea; Rhabditida; Strongylidae. The record is from the annotation of a GenBank genome assembly.